AUGGGAAGAGUUGCUUGGAGAUCGAAUACGUGCAUCACUUGUCGAAGACGCAAAGUGCGGGUAGGCAGAAACGAGUCCCGUAAUGAUACUGACUAUCUCGCCGUGCUGAUGAAGCUUUCCAGUGUGAUCAGAGAAGACCCUCAUGUCAACGAUGCGGUCAUUCAAAUAUUCUGUGCGAAGGAUACGGCCUUGGUGAUCAACAUUCCCUAUAGUGGACGACAAUGGCGCCUUCAGAUAUUAGGCAGAUUCAUGAGCAUGUACAUGCCAAACGAUUCGAUUCAGGCGCGGGCGACCCAUCAAUCAGUGUGUAUGUGGUAUAAAUACUUCCCCGACUCAUUGGGACAGUCCGACCUGUAUGAUGAAGCCCUCAUGGCAAUGAGCCUGCUAUUCAUUGGCCUCCUAGAUUCAAAUAUGGACUUAUUUAUUAAAAGCGAGUGGCUGUACAGUUCCGUGUCAGAGAAGAUUGCAAAUACCAAUCUCACCAGGGGACUCAAUUUGGAUAAUCUCCUUGGUUGUGUCAUGACUAUGGCUCUAUAUGAAGUAUAUAACCCAUCCGGGAUUCAGGGAUGGACACAUCAAGUACGGCUGGGAUGCGAGCUGCUUGAAAAACGAGGCCUGCCUCGUACCAACGAAACCUUUGAUCGUAACCUCUACCGUCGACUACGAAACUUCGCAUUAUACCACUCCUGUGGGGGACGAAAACCAACAUUUCUCGGUCGACCGGAAUGGAGGGCAAUCCUAGGAGGUGAUAGUCACGACGAAUUACUUGAUAUUCUCCUCCAGAUGCCUGCACUAAUGGAGCUCAUGGAUGGCUACAAAAAAAGAUAUGGACAGGCUAUUCCCGACUCGCUUUUGAGACACAUUCUGCGUGAGUUUCGCCAGCUAGAAGUGCAGCUAUUACAGUGGUAUUGGCGGCUUCAGUGCAAGGAAACUGUCCCACUGUUCGAUCUACAAUACGCGCUGCCCACGGACGAGCGUUUUGUCACAGACGAAACCUCCCAGAUUGCCUUCUUCAGCCAGCAGCAUCUUUUCGAGCUGCUCAUGCUAUACUGGCUUGGCUGUGUAGUCCUUUAUACAUUCGGAGCUGAGGUGCCGUGGCAGAUGGAGGUGAAUCUGCCUGGACCGACGUUGUUAUCAGAGGCUGUUAAAGUCCCCAAUGCGGAUACUACUCUUACCGCAUUGCUAAUUGAGAAAGGAGGCAUUGGUGGUGCCGAAGAAAGUGAACAAUUGGCCGCCCACUUUGCCCAUCGAGUGUGCCAAAGUGUGGCAUUCUGCAUGCGGCCAGGGUUUGCCAUGGCGGGUUUGCAAAUCCUUAUGACGCCCGUAUGGGCUGCAAAGCAAUUCUUCUUGCAUCGAACGCCGGGGAAAGUUAAGUGGUGUCAGAUGGCAUUGGAUGAGAUGGGGUCGCGCGGGGUGAAGUUAGCUAAGGUGAUCCGAAACAUCUCACAGGACCAAUAUGCGGCGAUGAAGGAGACAAAUUGGCUGGAGUCAGUACAACUUGAGCGGGUUGAGAGUGGUGAUUGGGAGAUUGCCUAG
Molecule: messenger RNA, 1536 nt
Organism: Aspergillus tanneri
Lineage: Eukaryota; Fungi; Ascomycota; Eurotiomycetes; Eurotiales; Aspergillaceae
Exons: 3
Coding region: 1-1536 (511 amino acids)
Source: RefSeq, a predicted model, not a curated record